AUGAAGACAGUUGCUCUCGACCUCGACGAUGCCUCCAUAUUGGACGGUAACUUAGUUUUACCUAUUGUUCAACAAAAUACCCAACACUCGAAAAGUUCUACCCCGAAAGAUGUUAACAAAGGGAUUGCAAAAAUUGAUCUUAUUCUGAGACUGGUAGCCAUUGUUGGUACCUUAGGAGGUGCUGUUGCCAUGGGAACAACUAAUGCAACACUACCUUUUUUCGCUCGGUUCAUUCCGUUUAAGGCCGGGCAUAAUGAUCUUCCAACCUUCACGUUCUUUGUGGCUGCGAAUGGCAUCGUAAGUGCUUAUCUGGUUCUUUCUCUAGCACUAUCCAUCUUCCACAUGCUGAAGAGUGGUGCAACACUGACCAGAGUAAUCUUGAUCUCCUUUGACACGGUAACUCCUUGA
This is a messenger RNA of Ilex paraguariensis (yerba mate), 408 nucleotides long. NCBI's taxonomy places the organism in Eukaryota, Viridiplantae, Streptophyta, Magnoliopsida, Aquifoliales, Aquifoliaceae. The record is from the annotation of a GenBank genome assembly.